CACAGGGACUGACGUGGCUUCACAUUCCUUCUAAGCGUCGAGCUCGGGCACGAAAGUUGGGUAUUUUGAUCUUGGACGCAUGUUUGGUGGGAACUGGAGGGGAUAGUGAAUCGGCCAAUCAAACUUCUGCAAAAAUUCAGGAACAUACAAGUAGGACCUCAUUUGAUCUGAGAUGCGAUAUCAUUGAUUUGAGGGGUGCUGAGAAUCUUCCAGAGCUGAAGCAGAUCAAGAACAAAGCAGCAGCUUGCAAAGAUCUAAUGGAUGUUCCUGUGGGACCCGUGGAACCUAAACAGUUUUUGAAAGCAGCAGCCAAGGGAAACCAAGUUGAGAAGUCUCUGGAAGAUGGAGGCGAUCCGAACACCUGGGAUCAGGUGAAAACAGCACUACGUGGGGCUGCUCUGGGGAAUCAUGACAAAACUGUAGAAAAAUCUGGAGCAGAUAUCAACUUUAAGGACAGGCUGGACAGCACGGCCGUUCACUGGGCUUGCAGAGGUGGAAGUAUCGCGGCACCGAAGGUUCUUCAGGACAGAGGAGCUGACAUUAAUGUCAAAGACAAGCUGCUCAGCUCACCAUUACAUGUGGCCACACGGACAGGUCACAGUGACAUGGUUCAACACCUUUUAGCCAGCGAGAUUGACAUUAAUGCCAAGGACCGGGAAGGGGACACUGCCCUGCAUGAUGCUGUCAGAUUAAAUCGAUUUAAAAUUGUCAAGGUCCUCAUAGUGGCUGGAGCAAAUAUGCAGAUCAAAAAUGCUGUUAGAUACAGAUAA
Molecule: messenger RNA, 770 nt
Organism: Triplophysa rosa
Lineage: Eukaryota; Metazoa; Chordata; Actinopteri; Cypriniformes; Nemacheilidae
Gene: ankrd2
Product: ankyrin repeat domain 2 (stretch responsive muscle)
Molecular function (GO): protein binding
Source: RefSeq, a predicted model, not a curated record